This is a messenger RNA of Amoebophrya sp. A120, 909 nucleotides long. The record is from the annotation of a GenBank genome assembly. NCBI's taxonomy places the organism in Eukaryota, Dinophyceae, Syndiniales, Amoebophryaceae.
CUGCGCGCGGCGAAAGGCGGCGAACAUUUCCCGGUCUUCAUUGACGAGCAGGUACUGCGCUGUUUCCUGGAUUGCCUUUACCACACGGGUGCUGCCAUCGGUGCGUGGUACCGGCGACAGCGCAGCUCCCCCGAGGAGUUCGAGGCGUUCUGCAUUGCCCUCACGCACUACGUGUACGAGCUGGGGUUCGAUUUUCAACCGGCCGACUGGGGCGCUUUUCUCGCGCCCUGCCUGGGGACGAAGAAGUUCUCGCAGGAGGAGGGUCCUCGUGGCAAGAUGAUGAAAGCCUCUACUAAUAUCGCUUUGGGGUACGAGAAAGUCGGGAUCUUUUCGCGCACCGUUGAUUUCGGGCGCGUGUGCAGGCGUUUGUACGCCGCGAAGGUGGUGCGCAUCAGGGAAGACAACGCGCCGCAAGACGACGACGACCUCCACGGUGCCUACGGUGACCGAAAAGCGUUUGCUGCUUCCGCGUCGGCGCGACUAGCGAAAACCAAGCGGGAGCGCCGCCAGCUGCGCCAGGACGGAGACGAACUGAAUCCCGACCACGCGCUCGUCGCGGAGCGCAGUUCCGAAGAGAAUCCCUUCCCGGUUCCGGGCCUGUUUUCGAAAGCCUUUGCGGUCGAGGCACUUGCGCCGGAUGGCGGGUUCGAGGACGUCAACAUGCUGUUUGGCCCCGAGCGUGCCGAAGCCAUUGAGAAGGGCCAGCGCGUCUUCACCAUGCAGGAGUGCACGCACAUCUGCCGUGCGGAAACCUUGUUGCAGGAAGAGCGACAAGAGCGAGAGCAGCGCGCUGCCCGCCUUCGGGAACGGCAAGCGCGCGGUCGAGCCGUGGCGGCUCCUGGAGUAGUUCUUGGGGCCGCGGAGUCAGCACCUGGUGGAGAGGUGGAGCGAAUCGCGGAGGAACCGCCG